AUGCCUGAGGUAUGCGCCACGUGCACAUCUCCUGGCACAAGAACUAAUCAAGGUAUUUCUUGUGAUGGGCCUUGCGAAAAAACGUUCCAUUUCAAAUGUACGAAGACUCCAGCGGCGUAUCAAGAUAUUCCAGCCGGAACAGGCCUAACCUGGGUUUGCGAUAAGUGUAAACAUGGAAGGAAUGACUCGAAGCUAGAUAAACUGUUAGUGUCGCUUGCGUCAAUCCAGAAGGACCUUAAAGAUGUGAAGACGGUACAAACAGAAGUUUUCGAUUCGCUCAACUUUUAUGGUGGAAAGAUAGAUGAUUUUGGAAAGCGAAUGGACAAUUUUCAAAAAACUAUAAACUCAGUUCAAGGAGUACAGCAAGACGUUCAACAACUGAAAAAGGAGUGCGAAAACUUGAGAGCUGAGAUUGAAUCAAUGCAUCAGCAGCAGCGCAUGGAGAAUAUAGAAAUCUCUGGAUUGCCUGAGAAGAACAAUGGAAAUUUAAAGUUGAUCAUGCAGAUAAAAAUGAAUGAAAAAACAGAGAGUGACAUGAAAUUGAAACGACAAUUGAUCGAAGCGACGGAUGCAGUAAGACAGAAAUUCAAUACUAUCAAGAGUAAUCGUACCGAAAAUCUGAUGUCUCUCGAGAAAAUAUAUGAACCUAUAACAAAACCGCUCAAUGUAAUAUCUGCUGCAACCGUAGCAAAACUAAAAAUCGACAAUUUGCCGUCUGUCACCGAAACAAGUAUACCCGUCUCGAUUAAUACAUCCUUCAUUCCAUUAUCAGCAAGUACACCGAAAUAUAACAGCCGUAGUGAUACUACCGAGUUUUAUUCGCCUCCAUGA
Molecule: messenger RNA, 831 nt
Organism: Phaedon cochleariae (mustard beetle)
Lineage: Eukaryota; Metazoa; Arthropoda; Insecta; Coleoptera; Chrysomelidae
Source: the annotation of a GenBank genome assembly